This is a messenger RNA of Lactuca saligna, 360 nucleotides long. Lineage: Eukaryota; Viridiplantae; Streptophyta; Magnoliopsida; Asterales; Asteraceae. The record is from the annotation of a GenBank genome assembly.
AUGGAGAGGGACGUAACGGCUGCUGAACACAAGUCUAACUGGUCUCCUUACAACCAUUGUAUCAGGCUUGAACUCUCGCGAUCGCCGGCGAUGACAGUAAUCAUGGUGAUGCAUCGGCAGCAAGGAGGAGAAAAGAACCGAUUAGAACAAAAACAACGACAAUCACACAACCAACUGUGUGUCUGCUUCAAUAGAAGUGGUGCAUCAGCGGCUAAAGAUGAGAACCCGACAGCAUCCAAAGUUUGCUUUCUAUCCUUUUUCUAUCUCGGUACUCUUGUCAUAAACAAGAAGGUGUCGCUGGUUGUCUCCUUUGGUCAAAAAAACGAGAGGAAAGGGGUGGUGGCGGAUGGUGAACUCUGA